Messenger RNA from Cercopithifilaria johnstoni, 336 nucleotides. NCBI's taxonomy places the organism in Eukaryota, Metazoa, Nematoda, Chromadorea, Rhabditida, Onchocercidae. The record is from the annotation of a GenBank genome assembly.
AUGGUACGAUGUUGGCGUGGGACACUAAAACAACCCUUCGGUAUAAAACUAUUCUGGAAUAUUCAUCACGCACAUCCACGAUUUCUCAACAAAACAGUUCUCGUUGUUAAUAAUGAUGUUACAGGAGCCUUCCAUUUGCUCAACAGGUUAAUGAACAAUGAAGGUUUACUAGAUAUUCUACGAAAAACACGAUAUUAUCGAAAACCGUACAUGCAGCGGAAUGAAUUGUCCAGAGAAAUCUCAAAGGCAAUUAUCAACGAAGAUAUGCAGAGGAAAAUACAGUUUUUGAUGAGGAAAAAUCGACCCGAUCCAUAUCCAGGUCAAAUAACUACAUGA